CCCUAGCGCUUAUGCUGCUGCUGUCGCAGUCUACAGAGAUUCGCACCCACGACAGACGUGGUUUGCCGGAUCGCUCGCUCUCAGAUACGCUUCAGCGGCCGUCUGGAACGCUCUCUUCCCCCUGCGCCGAUAGUUAGGAAGCCACUGCGAGUUGCGCGCUGUUGGAGUCGUCACUUUUCUUGAGAAACUGCUUUUUUUCGUGUCUCUGUGUUUUUCGUGUGUUUGUCAUUCCCCCCUCUCCCCCCCCCCUCCCUACAGGCAACCUCAUUGGCACGGUUGGCAUCUUACGGUGCAAAAGAGGUUCAACACACACACACAAACUACCCAGAGACUCAACACUGCCCAUAGACUCAACACUACCCAGAGACUCAACACUGCCCAUAGACUCAACACUACCCAUAGACUCAACACCGCACCUUCGAUUAGCGCGGUUGGCUACGUACGGUGCGAAAGAAGCUCAAGCUGCGUGCGCCAUGCCAGGACAAUCGACCCUCGUCACAGUGGUCACGUGCGUGCUCGUCGGCUGCCUCGUGGGCGAAGCCGCGUCCACGAAGGGGUCCCAUGGGGACGCGGAUGAGCUGCAGGUGCCGAAGUUCCUGGGCACGUGGUACGGCGUGGCCGUUGCAUCCGACAACAGCGAGCUGCUGGCGCUGAUGCACAAAGUGAACAGCAGCGUGUACCACGUGGAGGAGGGUGCCAACGGCACGGUGGUCAUCCACGGAGCCUCCUUCAUGAUGGGAAUGUGCAUUCGUGAAACAAAGCACUUCAACCUGUUCGCAAAGGAGAAGAUCCUGAUUCCUUUCGUGCCCGACAACAGCAGCCAGCCCUUCUCAGACUUCGUGGGCGACACGAACGCCACCUACAGGUUCCUGAAGAUCAAGUACGAGAGCUACUCGGUGAUGCAGCAGUACGGAUACCGCAACGGCACACGGGAGAGCAUCCUCUACCUGCUGGCGCGGAGCCGCACGCUGCCGCAGCAAGUGAUCACCGAGUUCAACGCCUUUACCGUCGGCAUCGGCCUGGACAAGGAGACCACGGUGGUGGUGCCCAACUCUGUCCUCUGCUUGAUAAAGGAGCCCAGGAAGCCGGUUAAGGAGAAAGAUUCGAAAGAAGCCAAAAUGGGAGGAAAUCACGAUUCGAGCGUGCGCCAUGUGCCUCAACCCGACAAAAGGUUGAAGCGCGACGCCAUGGUCCGGCCACGCCGAGCGGCGAUGCCGGAGUAACCGCCGCGCUCCUCCCCACGCUGCUGCUGCCGCCGCCGCCGGCAGGGUUCGCGUCGUGAUCAGCAGGGACGAGGAGGAUGGAGUCUUUUGCCGAACAGCAGCACCCGGCGCUGUGAAAUCUUCUCCUUUUCUAAAUCGCCGUCUCCCCCCCCCUAUCCCCCCCCCCACGUGUAUUACUCCUACACGAUUCCUUAGCAUACACUCACAUACACGCUCCGCACACAAAUACAAAGGUCCCCCGUGUAGCCUUGAACAGACGUUUGGGGCAAGUGCUGUUAGUAGCGAGAAACAGCAGCGCCUAUAAAGGGCGGGCAUUGUGGCGCAUGAGGGGGGGAGGAUGGGGUGGCCAGCAACUACACCCGGCCGCCUUUGUCUCCCCCAGUGGCGAUGUUGGGUGGAACCGCACCAGGUACUCAUUUAAAGGCUGAGUCGACCUAGGGGAGGCCCAGCACCGGUUCAGGAAAUCGUCACCGGUGUUGAUUGGCCGUGAGCGGGAAUCUAACGCGGGUUGGCGGGUUCGUAGCACAGCGCGCUAACUGCUGUGCCACCGCUCCCCACACAUCAACGCACUGUAACAGACUGCUAUGAGCUGUUAGCGAGCAGCACCUAUGAAGGCCGGCACGGCACACGAGGGGGUGGGUGGCCAGCACCACGCCCGGCCGCCUUUGUCUUCCUAGUGGCGAUGUUUACCACACACAGCACCAGGUACUCAUUUGAGGCUGAGUCUACCUAAGGGAGGCCCAGCAUCGCUUCUGAUAAUCCUCACUGGUGUUGGCCGUGAGCGAGAAUUAAGCUCGGGCUCGUAGGGCAGCGCGAAUCGCGACACCACUACCGUUCCCCGCACACACACACGCACGCACACGUACAUAUAUACAUACACAAACGUAUGAUCACCAAAUUCAAAUAAAAUUUAGUGCAAAUGAAA
Messenger RNA from Lethenteron reissneri (Far Eastern brook lamprey), 2148 nucleotides. RefSeq lists its product as uncharacterized. The record is from RefSeq and is a predicted model, not a curated record. Lineage: Eukaryota; Metazoa; Chordata; Hyperoartia; Petromyzontiformes; Petromyzontidae. Gene Ontology annotation, molecular function: small molecule binding.